AUGCUUGAGCCACUCGUUUGGGCGAUUAGAGGAUUCUACCUUCUUAGCUGCGUUGCCAUCCUAGCUGUCCGCCUCAUCCCUUCGUUGCGCGACCGCUUCCUUGCAUAUGGCGCCCGAGAUCCUGCCUCAACCGCUGCAAGGCGACCGGAUCCGACGAAGACUGUGCUGGGAGCACAACUUCUCGACUUCGCGGCCAGUUUGAAAGUGCCGCACUCGUGGUUCACUCAUUUCUAUGUCGUUUCUGUGCUGUCAUCGCUCUGCUGCAUGGUCGCUUUAUCCGACAGAAGCCCGGCAGCAGUGUUCGAGGUCCCCAGAUUCUGCUCGGCGUUGAUGCUCUUCCAGGGUGGUCGAAGACUGCUCGAGUGUGCUUUCGUUUCUCGGCCAGGUAACUCGAGGAUGUGGAUCGGCCAUUACGCGAUCGGUCUCGCCUUCUAUAUGGCCACAAACAUAGCCAUCUGGGCCGAACACCUUGCUCUGAGUAGCAAGGCGGACACCAGGAUGCAUGGACACGGUACUCUGUCGCAAAGUCUUUGGACGCCCAGAGUCGUCACCUGCACCCUGCUGUUCUUCUACGCGUCGUACAAGCAACACCGUUACCAUCGUUAUCUGGCCCAGCUCAGAAAGUACACUUUGCCCGACGUGGAUGCUUUCCACUUCAUAGUUGCGCCGCAUUACACAGCAGAAUGCGGAAUCUAUCUUGCCUUGGCAGUGCUGGAUGCACCGCGAGAUCAUGGCCAGGGAAGACCUGUCAAUUGGACGCUGGUUUGUGCUCUCAUCUUCGUCAUGGUGAACCUUGGUAUCACAGCAGAUGGGACGCAGACUUGGAUGAUGGACAAGUUCCCCGACAGGAAGGAGGAUGUGCGGCGAAGAUGGAAGAUGAUUCCAGGCCUCUGGUAG
Messenger RNA from Capronia coronata CBS 617.96, 897 nucleotides. RefSeq lists its product as uncharacterized. The coding region runs from base 1 to 897 and encodes 298 amino acids. Gene Ontology annotation, molecular function: 3-oxo-5-alpha-steroid 4-dehydrogenase activity. The record is from RefSeq and is a predicted model, not a curated record. Lineage: Eukaryota; Fungi; Ascomycota; Eurotiomycetes; Chaetothyriales; Herpotrichiellaceae. Gene Ontology annotation, biological process: dolichol-linked oligosaccharide biosynthetic process; polyprenol catabolic process. Gene Ontology annotation, cellular component: endoplasmic reticulum. The transcript has a single exon.